AUGAACAUCAUUAGAGAAGCUAUAAUGGAAGAGUACGAGAUAUCUAGAUCUGUGUUACAGCUACGUGUGAAUGGUCGAGAUGUUGGAGAGGAUGAUGAGCAGGAUAUUAUUAAGAGUUCUUUAAAGAAUAUUGCCAAAGUAAAGAUAACAACUAUACCAACAUCAUCAAAUCAUUAUUUUAAAGAUUCAUUAUUUAGAAUAUCAAUGAUAUCAAUAUUACACCGUGAAGAUGAUAAUGAAAGUGUAAUGAAUUUAUUGAUGACUUGUAAAGAUGCUAUGAAAUGGAAGGAUACCGUUGUAUUCCCAAUAUUACCUUCUAUUAAUACUAUAGAAUUGUACAAGAAUAAUGGAAGAAUCAAUCAACUACCUCGACGAUUUAACAGAGUAUACAUAGAGAGUAUUAAAGAUCGAGAUUAUUUCAAAGAGAAUGUCGAUGGUUUAAUCAAUCACCAUUGUAAAGAACUAAACUAUCACAUUAAUGAACCAAUACCAGCUGGAUUCAUACCGGAUCACUUUAUAAAGAUUCAAGUUUAUGGAGAGUUAGAAGUUGGAUCAAUACCACCAUUUACAACUCAUCUCUUGAUUGGGUCAUCCCGAUACCCACAAGAGAUAUAUAAAGAACUGUUCCCAGAUACAUUAGAGAUGCUCGAUACCGCGUACGGAGUGAUUGGGGAACACUCAGACAUUGACGAUCUUUUACCACACAAUAUAAGAGUGCUUUUUAUCGCAUCCAAUUUAGUGCAUCCCUAUCUCUUUAAGCUCAAGAAACUAUAUUUAAUGACCACUUAUGAUAUUAAAGGUAGUAACCAGCACGAAUUACAUGCGAAUAUUCGCAUUGGAAGUAUACCCAAUACAAUCGAGUAUUUAUAUCUCAACAAUUGUACAGUUGAGAGUGGAUACACUCUUCCAUCAAGUAUCAAGUACUUUUCAAUCAACCUCACUAUAAACUCACCUCGAUGCAUUCCUCCCUCUGUCGAGUACCUAUUUCUUGUUUGUGACGAACCCACAACAAUCUUGGCAGGAUGGAUUCCUUCAUCAGUAACAGAUCUCAGAUUAGAGGGCCAAUUGAAACUAACAGUAGGAUGUAUCCCGUCGUCAGUCACUACAUUGGUACUGACUGGUUUUGAUGUCUCCCCACACGCUUCAGUCAUCCCAAAUAGCGUUUCCACACUAUGGACCAAUACAUUAAAGUGUCGACUCGAUACAACUCUCUAUCCAAAUAGUAUCAAGUAUUUUGGUAUUUACGGUAACUAUGCUUUCCCACUCAAAUCAAGUAUUCCACCAUCGACAAAAUAUUUUGAUUACCAACCCAUAUCCACAUCAGAAUCUAAAUUCAAUGUCAAUGGUAAUAUUCCAAAUGGAGUAACUCAUAUUAGAUUGGGUGAUGGUUUUGAUAGAGCAUUAGCUCGAAGAUAUAUUCCAGAUAGUUGUGAGUAUUUGCAUGUAUCCUACAACUAUAAUCAAGCACCUCUUUGGAAGACUGUACCAAAGAAUUUGAAAACGAUCCAUUGCAAUCCAAAGUGUACAAAUAUUAGCAAAAUUAUUCCAGCAUUCAAACAAUCUCAUAAAAACUGGCCACAUGAAGGAGGGAGUGAAUGGGAUGCAAACUUUAGAUACAUUGAUUUAUGGAAAAAGGACGACUGGCAUUUAAAUAUUUAA
Messenger RNA from Cavenderia fasciculata, 1659 nucleotides. RefSeq lists its product as uncharacterized. NCBI's taxonomy places the organism in Eukaryota, Evosea, Eumycetozoa, Acytosteliales, Cavenderiaceae. The record is from RefSeq and is a predicted model, not a curated record. The transcript has 4 exons. Bases 1 to 1659 code for a protein of 552 amino acids.